Messenger RNA from Galleria mellonella (greater wax moth), 1388 nucleotides. Its product is annotated as aldo-keto reductase family 1 member B1-like. Gene Ontology annotation, cellular component: cytosol. The record is from RefSeq and is a predicted model, not a curated record. Bases 100 to 1047 code for a protein of 315 amino acids. Lineage: Eukaryota; Metazoa; Arthropoda; Insecta; Lepidoptera; Pyralidae. The transcript has 7 exons. Gene Ontology annotation, molecular function: aldose reductase (NADPH) activity.
GAGACCGCUUCAGUGUCCAGUUUGUGGUGAGUUUCAUAGCUGAUUAGUCGCUUGCUGAGAUCGCCAAUUUGUGAAAAGUUUCAAUUAAAAAAAAAAAUAAUGCCAGUGGUACCAGUCGUCAAAUUCGAGAAUGGCUACACUUGUCCCGUCAUCGGACUUGGCACAUGGAAAUCAGCACCAGGCCAGGUGACGCAGGCGGUGAAGGACGCCAUCGACGCUGGCUACCGGCAUAUAGACUGCGCCCACAUCUACCUCAACGAAGCGGAAGUGGGCGCCGCGCUCAAGGCCAAGUUCGAGGAGGGCGUCGUGAAGAGGGAGGACGUGUUCAUAACGUCCAAGCUGUGGUGCACCUACCACCGGCCGGACCUCGUGGAGGGCGCCCUCAGCGUCACCCUGAAGGACCUCGGUCUGGAGUACUUGGACCUUUACCUGAUACACUGGCCACAAGCUUACAAGGAAGGAGAAGAAAACUUGCCUUUGGAUGAGGACGGCAAAGUCAUACCCUCGUCCGUGGACUUUGUGGACACGUGGAAGGCCAUGGAGGGGCUGGUGGAGAAGGGCCUGGUCAGGAGCAUCGGCGUCUCCAACUUCAACAAACGGCAGAUCGAUAGGCUGCUCACAUUGGCCGAUAUUAAACCCGCUGUCAACCAGAUCGAGGUGCACCCGUACCUGAACCAGCAGAGGCUGAUUGACUACUGCAUGUCCAAGGGGAUCGCAGUCACCGGAUACUCGCCCCUCGGCUCCCCCGACAGGCCCUGGGCCAAGCCCGACGACCCUCAGUUGUUGGAGGACCCCAAGUUGAAGCCCAUCGCCGAGAAAUACGACAAAACUGUUGCCCAAGUGUUGAUCAGAUAUGCAAUCGAGCGAGGUCUGAUCGUGAUACCCAAGUCGGUCACCAAGAGUCGUAUUAUUGCCAACUUUGACGUUUUCGACUUCAGCCUCACGCCUGAGGACCUCACCCAGAUCUCCACGCUUGAGUGUAACGGACGCUUCUGCAAUAUGGGCGACACACACCACCCGGACUAUCCAUUCCAUGAUGAGUAUUAAAUAUACUUCUGAAAAAACACAUAUUCAAAUACCUUCACAGAUGUCGUGAAAAACGGGCUGUAUGAACAAAUUCCUUUGACAAUAUUUUUUUUCCUUAGCGCGACCAUAAUGCUGUCAAUGUUUUUUUUUUCUCUGGGAAAAUAAAAAAGCAAUAAUUGGAAAAAAAAAACAGCGGUUUAUUUUUUUAUUUUUUAUUUAUUAUCAUACACUUACAUAUGUAGUAUGCACAAUAAUGAAUUGCACAAAAAUUGCAUUCGCAAAAAUACUUAAAUAAUGUAAAACAAAUUGUUUCGUAUUGUUAUUUAAUUGUUAAAUUUAAUAAACUUUAAUAUUAUACUUAA